This is a messenger RNA of Rotaria sp. Silwood1, 1851 nucleotides long. NCBI's taxonomy places the organism in Eukaryota, Metazoa, Rotifera, Eurotatoria, Philodinida, Philodinidae. The record is from the annotation of a GenBank genome assembly.
AUGUUACGGGUUAAUCCACAAGUAUUACAAGCUCAAGCACAAUUGGGUGGAAAAGAUUUAAUACCAUUUUAUAAAUUAUUAGAAGAUGGAAGAGAAGGAGAAAUUUAUAGAGAAAUGGAAGAUUUAUUUUAUUAUAGUCAAUUAAGAUUUCAAGAUAUAAAUCAAUUUGAUCGUCGUGAAGUAACACGAAAAAUUCCAUUAAGUGAAAUAACAUUUGUUAUGAAAGCAUUUGGUUAUUAUCCAACUGAACAAGAAAUUGAAGAAAUACUUAAUGAAGUUAAAUUCAGUACCUAUGUGGAAACAAAUAUUAACGCUGAACAUAUUGAUCUCAAUGAUUUUAUUAAAUGUCUAUUUAUUGAAAAUCAAUUACCUGAUCAAGUAACUUGUUUAUCACAAGAAACAUGUUGCGAAACAAGUACUGGUUUAUGGGCAUGUUGUCCAAUAAAAGAUGGUCUUUGUUGUGAUGAUGGUAUUCAUUGUUGUGCAAACGGUCAAACAUGUUUACCUAAUGGACAAUGUUCUUCAUCUUCAAAUGAUAUUAAUCCUGCUUUAGCAUUAAAAAUUCGACUAAAUCCAAUUGAUUCGGUUCCAUGUCCAGAUGGAAGUUCUUGUCCUGAUGAUAAUACUUGUUGUCAAUUAUCUUCAGGUCAAUAUGGUUGUUGUCCACUUGCUGAUGCUGUUUGUUGUAGUGAUCAUCUUCAUUGUUGUCCACAUGGAUAUACUUGUGAUGUUGAAAAAGGUCAAUGCAACCCGGGAAUAUCAAUUCCAUGGUUUAAUAAAAACCCAUCGUUUCAUCGAAAACAAAAAUUAAUAGAUCUUAUUGAUGAUAAACAAAUAAAUAUAUAUGAAUUAAAUCCAUCGUCAAACUCAAAUCCUGAAAUCAUUUGCCCAGAUGCUACAAGUUUAUGUCCAUCAACAUCAACUUGUUGUUUGACACCUGACUCAACAUGGGGUUGUUGUCCAGUAGAAAAAGCAGUUUGUUGUUCUGAUCAUGAACAUUGUUGUCCUCAACAUUACAAAUGUGAUUUACAUAUAUUUAAAUGUGAUCAUCCAUUAUUUGGAUCAAUAAAUAUGUUAAAAAAAGAAGCAUCAUUAUAUAAAAUAUCAUCGAAUUUAAUUCUUUCAAAUGAUCAAUCAACAAUUUCAACAAUUCAAUGUCCUGAUGGAAAAUCAUAUUGUCCGGAAGAAACAACGUGUUGUCAAUUGAAAGAUGAUACCUAUGGAUGUUGUCCAUAUCCUCAAGCAUCUUGUUGUUCAGAUAAAAUUCAUUGUUGUGGAAAUGGAUAUUCAUGUGAUGAUAGUGGUAAAAGAUGUAUUCGUCAUUUAAGUUCAUUAAAUAAAACUGAUAUAAAACCGUCUGCUCGAAAACUUUUAUCAUUUAAAAUGAAAACAAAUGUUGAAUCAUUUUCAAAAUUAUCUCCAUUAAAAGAUCAAACAUGUCCUGAUGGUAAAACAAUAUGUUCACCUAGUUCAACAUGCUGUCCCAAUAAACAAAAUAAUCAAGUUACAUAUUCAUGUUGUCCAUAUUCAAAAGGUGUAUGUUGUGGUUCAAAUGGUUCAGUUUGUUGUCCAAAUGGUUAUACUUGUAAUCAAGAACAACUUUCUUGUCAAUUAAGUGAUACAUCAAUAUUAUUGCGAGAUGCUCCAUCGGAUACCGAUUAUAAUCGUUGUGGAAUAUCAGAUGUUGCUUGUUUAGAUAGUCAAACAUGUUGUAGAACUUAUGGAUCAAAUGAUGGUGGAUAUGCUUGUUGCGCCUUUGCUGAUGCUCAAUGCUGUGACGAUGGUAAACAUUGUUGUCCGAGAGGUACAAGAUGCGAUGUUCAAUCUGGUGGAUGUGUUCAAAAUGAUUAA